AUGUUCAAUAUUGUCGCAAGGAUCACUCUGCAACAGAGCCGUUUCUGUUUGAUACAAGAGGCUGCGGAUUUAGACGAUACAGAUGUUCCACGUCCAAAUCGUCAAUUAGUCAACGCCCGAUUGGAAAUGCUGGAGCAGAAUUGGACCAAAUUCCAGGAAGAACACGAAAAUUUGUGUCUGUCGGAGUGCGAUACAUUGAGCGAGCAAUCGUACAUAAAGGAGCGCGUUUUUGAACGCUGUCAGGCGUUUUAUGUAUAUGCUCGUGCCAAGUUACUUACUCUCCGAGACGACUUAAAUGUGAUGGAUCAACAUUCCAGAUCUACUCUCUCUGAUCACGGACUUUCUACCUCUUUGAUGCCUCGUAGCUCACUGCCUCGAAUUAAAUUACCUAACUUCUCUGGCGAUUAUCAGUCAUGGAGAACUUUUCAUGACUUAUUUUCGUCUCUGAUUCGAGAUAAUGCAGAUUUAUCAAGUAUAGAAAAGAUGCAUUAUUUAAAAACAUGUGUUACAGGAGAAGCGGCCCGUCUGGUAGGUAAUCUGCCAGUUACUGGAGACAAUUUCGCAGUUGCCUGGAGUUUAUUAAUUUCACGAUAUGAGAAUAAGCGUUUCCUAAUAUCCGCUCAACUUGACAGGAUUAUGAACAUGAAGCCGCUAAAAUCAAAGUCCGCUCAAGGUCUCAGAACACUAUUGACUACAGUUACAGAAGCUAUUGGCGCACUGCGUGCAUUAGGAUGUAUGGUGCAUCAUUGGGAUCCGCUACUUUUACAUCAACUCGUGAGAUUAUUAGACUCGGAAACUCGUGAAGCAUGGGAGGUGAAACUUGGAUCGUCUGGAAUUUAUCCGACAUUUUUACAAUUUGAGGAGUUUCUUAUUGGAAGGACACGUGCAUUAGAGAAUCUUGGAUUGCAUACAACAACUUCUGCAUCUCAAAAGGAGCCAACUGCCUCUUCCACGGUAAGAUUUCGCAAAGGGAUCUCGGCUCAUGUUGCUACUUCCGAUUCAGGACCUUCUGCUUGCCCACUUUGUGGAUCUUCGCAUUAUAUAGCGAAAUGCGAACGUUAUCAGUCCAAAACUCUUCAACAACGGGACAUUAUUACGAAACAUCGACGAUGCUUUAACUGUCUUGGUUCUCAUGCUGCGAGUAAAUGCAUUUCCACUAAGCGAUGUAUGAAAUGUGGCAAAAAGCAUCACACUUCAAUUCACGAUGCUAAUAACGGAACACCUUCUAAACGUCCCCUUGACUCUUCAUCUAAGAACAAUACUGAACAAUCUACAGUAAUACCAACCCAAUCAACAACGGACUGA
Molecule: messenger RNA, 1305 nt
Organism: Vollenhovia emeryi
Lineage: Eukaryota; Metazoa; Arthropoda; Insecta; Hymenoptera; Formicidae
Exons: 1
Coding region: 1-1305 (434 amino acids)
Source: RefSeq, a predicted model, not a curated record